Messenger RNA from Suillus paluster, 1100 nucleotides. Its product is annotated as Osmotin thaumatin-like protein. NCBI's taxonomy places the organism in Eukaryota, Fungi, Basidiomycota, Agaricomycetes, Boletales, Suillaceae. The record is from RefSeq and is a predicted model, not a curated record. The transcript is spliced from 6 exons. Bases 310 to 1008 code for a protein of 232 amino acids.
AAAGACGGCUGUACUUGGGUCCGCUCGGCGCGCUAAACGUCGUGCCUUCCAUGCCUCAAUAUUUUGAAUUCGGUCCUCUUUUAGCUUGAGAUUGCAUCCUUCAUCGAGUCUCACUGUUUCCGAAGCUAGCUAGCAAUUCCGGGGGGCAAAUAAUGAGCGUGCCCCUCACAGGUAGCAUCAUAGCAGUCUUUUGGUACGCACUUCCAACAAAUCGCCGACGCGCUCACAGACAUCCGGUAUAAAGGCCAUGGACUAGUUAAACAUGAAUCAUUAUUCUCCACCUCUCAGAAAGUCUAAUCAUCAAUUUCAAUGACCGCCCUCUCAGCUUUUAUUCUAGCCGCUAUCGCGACUGUGGCUAAAGCCCAGUCUCUUACCGUUGUCAACUCCUGCAGCGAAUCUGUUUUCUUGUACACGCAGACAAGUUACGGUUCUGUCGCCAACAACAUCAACGUCUCCUCGGGUCGGAGUGCAAACCUGGGAAUUAGCUCCAAUUGGGACGGCGCUAUCAACAUUGGUACUGGAUGCAACGGUGGUAGUUGUACCACUGGCGGCUCUACUUGGAACGGUAAGACUCCCUUCAGCAGAGCCGAAUUUAACUUCUGGGCAAACCCCGGAAGGGUGACAUAUGACAUCUCGCUCAUUUAUGGCUAUAACGUUGGAAUGAAGAUCUCCUCCGCUGAUUCUAGCUGUGAUGCUUUCGCUUGCACCAUCUCAUCCGGAUGCCCUGUUCCGGGACCUGGAUCCGACACGUGCUAUUCCCCUUGCUGCUCUUCUGCGAGCGCAUGCAGCGGUGGUGCGCUUCCCGCUGGUGGAGGAGGUUGCGUCAACAAUGAGGGCCCUGGCCCCAACAGCAAAUUCUACUAUGACACUUGUCCUAAUGCCUAUGCGUUCCCUGACAAUGACGGCUCGAAUGGCUAUACGCCGGCUAACAAUGUCGUUUAUACUUGCGACAACACCGAUAUCACCCUUACUCUGUGCCCUGGCACAACCUCUCACAUUGGCAAGUAGCUAAAUACGAGGGAAAGACCACCCGUGCCACAUAUCUUGACCUGUAAUAUUCGUUCAAUACAAUGUACAUGGGUUCUAAUCCCAGUUGCCAC